Penicillium canariense is the source of this 771-nucleotide messenger RNA. Its product is annotated as DUF3455 domain-containing protein. Bases 1 to 771 code for a protein of 256 amino acids. Lineage: Eukaryota; Fungi; Ascomycota; Eurotiomycetes; Eurotiales; Aspergillaceae. The transcript is spliced from 2 exons. The record is from RefSeq and is a predicted model, not a curated record.
AUGCAAGUUAUUUCAGCCUUGGUUCUCUUGCUGGCGAUGGAGCUGGUCGGUGCCGCUCCAGUCCUUCCUGGCCUACUGAGAUUCGCCGCCACGUUUUCCCGCAUCUCCAACGAACUCGACCACAUCAGCCUGGGAAAUUGCUCUCUGUCAAACGCAGCCCUGCCGCUGAAUGACACAAAAAUUGAACUUCCCAAUCCAUCUUCUCACUUGAGUCUCAAGUACAUUGCUUUGGGCCGAGGCACCCAAAAUUACUCGUGCCCAACCUCUGCCCACUCUAACCACUCCCGUGAGGCUAGCACGCCUUUUGCAACCGGAGCAGUAGCUACUCUUUUCGAUGCUUCGUGCAUCGCAUCGACGUCAAUAUCCCUUCUUCACGAGAUGCCCGCUGUCAUCGGCGGUGCUCCUCUUGGCUCUCUCACCCUCUUGGCGGAGUUGUUGAGUCAAACCACGAACAGUUCAGAUCUCAUCAUCGGCGAACACUACUUCGAUGCUGCCGGAGAUCCUUUUUUCAAUCUGGGGCUCAGUGGCUCCAAUGACUGGAUGAUUGCCAAGAAGGAUGCUUCCACGACAGCACCGAGGAGAGUCCAUCAUGUAGCCGGCGAUGAUGGAAGUAAAGAUGUUGCCUGGCUGAAACUUGGCCUCAAGGAUGGCCACGGUCUCAAGGAGGUCUAUCGAGUAAUGACAUUCGAAGGCUCCGCACCAUCAACUUGUGUUGGUCAGAGCGACACCAUUCUGGUUGAGUAUGCUGCAGAGUACUGGUUUUAUGGAUAA